Messenger RNA from Pipra filicauda (Wire-tailed manakin), 1317 nucleotides. RefSeq lists its product as uncharacterized. The record is from RefSeq and is a predicted model, not a curated record. The transcript has 5 exons. Lineage: Eukaryota; Metazoa; Chordata; Aves; Passeriformes; Pipridae. The coding region runs from base 1 to 876 and encodes 291 amino acids.
AUGAGCACCCUCAGCGCCCUCGUUCAGAGCGAGCCUCCCCCUCCCCACAGGGGUCUCCUCCACAGCACACAUCUGCCCCCCUCCGCCGAGGCCGCUGGGGGCUGUAGUUCUCCCCCGCGGCCUCUCCCGGCAGCCCCCAGCGCCCGGCGGGGGGGCACGGACUACACUUCCCGGCACGCUCCGCGGGAGCGGGGGGGACCCCCACCCCACCCCUCCGCCAGCCUCUACCGCUGGUUCCCCCCCAUCCCCGCCGCCUCCCUCAGCGCGGCGGGGUUCGAGCUGCCGCCCGCUGCAGGCAGCGCCGCCGUGAGGGGCUGCCCCGCCACCGGGCCCUGCCGUUACCUGGGAGAGCCGGGGGUUGGCGGCAAUGAAGUUGCACCAAGACGUCCAAGAGCAAUCAGGAGAGACUUCAGGGCUUCAGGAUGGUUGCUUAAGGGGUCGGGAGCACAGGAGCCAGCAGAGGCAACCCAGCUCCCGGCUCCCCCAGGAACCUCAUGGGACUGGCAGGAAGAGAAAAAAACACCUCAGGUGUGUGGGCCCCAGAAGAGGAGUUUUCAGCACGUAACGUGUGGCCACAUUGCCUGGCCUGUUUCCCAGCACUUAGUGAAAGGGGGUGAAAUAAAGAACAGGCAGAGAAUCACUCAAACCACUGUUGUCUUUUUUUUCCCUCUGGACAAUGAGAAUACUUCAGAGCAGAGUGAAGGAGCCCAAAAUGGUAGAAGGAGGAUUUCUCUGCCAUGGCCACAACAGGUGAAGCCACAACCCUGGGAGGCCCUGAUCCACCAAUAUCUGGUGGAUUUGAGCAUUGCAGGCAGCAAAGGCAUCGCUGUGCUUUUACGAGAAAAACCAAGAGCGCAAGAGCACAUUUUGAAGUGAAGGCACAUUGUCAAUAAUUAUGCACGGUUUGGGUUUGUGCUGUCUCGCCACUCAUCCUUGGAUCCUACACCGAGUCCUGACUUUCUUAUGGCACAGAUAAUAACUUAGAAGAAAGAAACCCAACAGAAUUUUCACGAUCUAUAUCUACAGCAUCACACAUGGAAGACAUAACAUUUGAUGGUAAAUUUUUGCUUUGACAUUAUAGUAGAAGUUAAGGGAAAAGGUGUCAUCCUUGGCCUAGAGUCUCAUAAGUGCCACAGGCAGAUGGGCUCUUUUAAACCUUCUUCUCCUCUUCCAAAAGGAGAAACUCACAAUCUGGACUCAAUUGAACCUUAAAGCCAUAAAAUUCCAGGUUCCAAUAAAUCUUCAUUUUAUAAAAACAUGUCCAGCAUAUAUCAUAACAGAAACCAUAAAAGAAAUUAAACAUGUGUGGGUCACAUA